GGAUACGAUGCUAUAUUCUGCAUAAUGAGUACAUUCGGUACACUUUUUCGAGUUACUACCUUUGGAGAAUCUCACGGCAAAUCCGUAGGUUGCAUUGUCGACGGAUGUCCACCUGGGUUAUCUCUCGUUGAAGCUGAUAUACAAAUACAACUUGAUAGAAGGAGACCAGGUCAAAGUAAUUUGACAACUCCAAGGGAUGAAAAAGAUAAAGUAGCAAUACAAUCGGGUACAGAAUCUGGUAUAACGUUAGGUACGCCAAUUGGAUUAUUGGUUCCAAAUCAGGAUCAAAGACCUCAUGAUUAUUCAGAAACUGAUUUAUAUCCUAGACCAAGUCACGCUGAUUGGACAUAUUUACAAAAAUAUAGUAUCAAAGCAAGUAGUGGAGGAGGCAGAGCAUCUGCUCGAGAAACAAUAGGGAGAGUUGCUGCUGGAGCUAUUGCUGAAAAGUAUUUAAAGCUUGUUCAUGGAGUUGAGAUUGUUGCAUUUGUAUCUUCAGUCUCAAAUAUAGCAAUGCCAUUUAUUAAUGAGCAAGAUGAAAGAUUAUUUCCUGAAGAUUUUUGGGAACUUUUAAAUACAAUUCGUAGAGAAGAAGUAGACAAAGAUGCCGUUCGAUGUCCCGAUAAAACAGUAUCAGAUAAAAUGCGGGAGCGUAUUCAUGAAGCUAAAGAAGCUAAAGAUUCUGUUGGAGGAACAAUUACAUGUGUCAUUCGUAACGUACCCGUCGGAUUAGGUGAACCAUGUUUUGAUAAGUUGGAAGCAAAAUUUGCACACGCAAUGCUCUCUAUUCCAGCUACAAAAGGUUUUGAAAUUGGAAGUGGAUUCAAAGGUACUACGUUAUUUGGACAUCAACAUAAUGAUCCUUGGGUAUUAAAAAAUGAUAGACUAGGUACUAAAACUAAUAACUCCGGUGGUACUCAGGGUGGUAUUACGAAUGGUGAAAAUAUUUAUUUUAGAGUUGCAUUUAAACCACCUGCUACUAUUUCUCAAGAACAAGAAACUGCUACUUACAAUGGCGUUGAUGGUGUGCUUGCGGCUCGAGGUCGUCAUGAUCCAUGUGUAGUUCCACGUGCUGUGCCAAUUGUCGAGUCAAUGGCAGCCCUAGUUAUCAUGGAUGCCCUUAUGAUUCAACAAUCUCGUAAAACUGUCGCUUCAUUACUACCUCCAAAUCCUAAUAUUCCAGCUGCAAUGUCAGGUGUAAUCCCAAAACUAUCAGAAACACAAAAGCAAUAAAAAAACGAGUUUUACUUUAAUAUUCUUUAUUCUAUUAUAGUAUUAAACCUAAUAAAAAUCAUAUUGCUUCCUUUGU
Rhizophagus irregularis DAOM 181602=DAOM 197198 is the source of this 1306-nucleotide messenger RNA. RefSeq lists its product as uncharacterized. The record is from RefSeq and is a predicted model, not a curated record. Gene Ontology annotation, cellular component: cytosol. Lineage: Eukaryota; Fungi; Glomeromycota; Glomeromycetes; Glomerales; Glomeraceae. Gene Ontology annotation, biological process: chorismate biosynthetic process; aromatic amino acid biosynthetic process. Gene Ontology annotation, molecular function: chorismate synthase activity; FMN binding.